UGCACAAAGUGAUACUAAGAAACAAAACAAUGUGAGAUUUGCAUAUAAUUUGUAGUUUUGUAAUUUAUAUUGAAUGCGUGCCGUUAAAUUUAUUAAUCAAAAUUAAUAAAGUAAAACCUAGAAGAUGGAUUAUGAACAUCCUGAAAAAAGAAUAAGACUGGAAGACUCCAAAAAUGAAACUGUAUCCCAACAUUCUGAGGGAAUUAAUUUACAAACUGAAUCUAAUUAUUCCAAAUUUGAAAGAGUGCUAAAAAGAACAAAAGUUGAAGAGCCAGGAAUUGAACUUAAUGACAGUAUCAAAGAGUUUCAGCUUCUUGAUGAAGUUCAAGGAUCAAAUUCAGAGGAAGACGAUGAUGCGUUAAAUUCUAACAAUGAGUAUUCUUCGAGCCUCGAUAUAGACGAAAGUGAAAUAGAAAAUUUAUUAGAUGAAGCUUUGCCUGAUGAAAUAAAGAACAAGAAGAAGCAAUGCCAAUACGAAGAAAAAUUUAAAACAGUUUUAGAUGUAAAAGGUCAUAAUCAUUUUGAAGUAUUACCAGAAGGUUGGGUAGAGGUUACUCAUAACAGUGGUAUGCCAAUCUAUCUGCAUAAACAAACAAGAGUUUGCUCCGUUUCAAAGCCAUACUUUCUUGGUCCUGGUAGUGCAAGAAAACACGAAGUACCCCUAACUUCCAUACCAUGUUUAAGUUACCGUAAAGCAUUGGAAAAAGAAGCGGAAAUUAAUAAAGAUAAACUACAAAUGAAUGGAAACGAAAAAAAUAAUCAAGAUAUGGGGGAAAUUUCCGCACAACCUAAUGAUGGUGAGCAAAAUAUUGCUGUUCCAAAAACUUUUGUUCAAAAAAUUCCUAAUGCCUGUAUUGAAACUGCUAAAGAAAAUAUAGAAUCUCAGUCUCUAUCGCCAGAAAGUAUAACAGAAUAUUGUAAAAGAUUAUUUAAAUUUAAAACAAUUCGUGUAAUGCGAUUUAGAUCGUGGUCAGCUAGAAGAAAAUUUACGAAAAAUCGGAAAAACAUUAAAAUUUUUCAACGUCCAACAUUACCAGAUGGUACUAAACUAAUUAAAUUUCCAAUUCUUUCGGGAGAUCAGAAUCAACCUAAUACUUCUCUUGGGCGUUGUCGGAAAGAAUGGAUUAUGAACCCAAAUGGCAAAAGCUACGUAUGCAUUUUACACGAAUAUGUUCAACAUGCUCUAAAAAAACAGCCCACAUAUGAAUUUAAAGAAUUAGAGAAUUCUGCGACCCCUUAUUGCGCUACAGUUGCGAUAAAUUCUUUAAAGUAUGGAACUGGAUAUGGCACAAGUAAGAAGCAAGCUAAAUCUGAAGCAGCCCGAGAGACCUUGGAAAUAUUAAUACCAGAAAUGAAAGACAAAAUUACUGGAGAAAAGCAAACAACAAGUACAAAUAAAUGCAAUUUAUAUAAAGAUCUUUCUAUAUUUGAUGAUAUAAAAAUAGAGGAUCCUAGAGUGGCAGAAUUUUGUAAUAAAACUACAGAGCCAUCUCCCCAUGCUAUUCUUUUGACAUGUUUGCAAAGAAAUUUUGGGUUUGGUGACGUUCAAAUAAAUUAUGAAAUUAAUACAACAAAACAUAAAAAAAACGAAUUCACAAUGACUGUUGGGAAACAUUCUGCAACUGUAAAUUGUAAAAAUAAAAAGGAAGGAAAACAACUAGCAUCACAAGCUAUACUGCAGAUGUUACAUCCACACUUAAAAACUUGGGGCUCUUUACUAAGGCUUUAUGGAAAUAAUUCUGUAAAAAGUUUCAAGGAGAAAAAGCAGGAAGAACAAGAAAUUACAGCCUUGCAAAGUAAAGCUGCUAUAAAUCAACCAAAUUAUGCCAUUUUAAAUAAAUUAAAAAAAGAGAUGACAAAGCUUGCUGAAUCUCAAAAAGCUAUGAAAUCACUGGGGACCUUUACUCCGCCAUGUGAUGUAACUAUUUUAGCAAAAACUAACUUGAAUAAUAUAGAACUUUAAAAAACGACACGAAACAAUAGGAUUUUUACUUAUAAAUCAAAACAAAUAUUGGACAUAUGAAACAGUAUUAUUUAAUAAAUUUAAGCUAUUCAAUUUUUUCGAUCCCAGUUAGCUUUUUAUGUUCUAAUUAGAUAUGAAUUUCGCUCAACGUAGUAGACAAAUCAAUGACAUUUAUUGGUUCAGUGAAAAAAUUACUCGCAUAUACAUUAUGUAUGUACACAUGUUUUAACAGACCACAAAUAUAAGUCUGUGGAGAAAAAGAAUGGAAAGUCUGUGUUAAAACUACUUAUUCUUCACUCAAUUCUUGUGAACCUAAUAUACAUAUAUGUACAUAUUUGAAUUGAACAUAUUGUAUUACAGUGAAAUUAAACUUGAUGAAGUUUAUACUCUUAUUGAUGCCAUUUUUAUCAAUCAAAAAUUGUUGGCCUAGCUGAACUAAGACAAAAACUAAAAUGAAAUUAUAUGCCGCACCGCAAUAGAGAUUGAACUGUUUUUAUUUGUUUAUAGAUUCAUUUCAUGAAUUGUAAAUAUAUCAGUUGAAUUGUA
Messenger RNA from Condylostylus longicornis, 2509 nucleotides. RefSeq names its product microprocessor complex subunit DGCR8 (gene pasha). Gene Ontology annotation, cellular component: microprocessor complex. Gene Ontology annotation, biological process: primary miRNA processing. Gene Ontology annotation, molecular function: heme binding; identical protein binding; double-stranded RNA binding. The transcript is spliced from 8 exons. The record is from RefSeq and is a predicted model, not a curated record. NCBI's taxonomy places the organism in Eukaryota, Metazoa, Arthropoda, Insecta, Diptera, Dolichopodidae. Bases 125 to 1963 code for a protein of 612 amino acids.